This is a messenger RNA of Sceloporus undulatus (fence lizard), 10031 nucleotides long. It is a transcript of the gene DOP1B, whose product is annotated as DOP1 leucine zipper like protein B. Gene Ontology annotation, cellular component: endosome; trans-Golgi network. The coding region runs from base 623 to 7528 and encodes 2301 amino acids. The record is from RefSeq and is a predicted model, not a curated record. The transcript is spliced from 37 exons. Gene Ontology annotation, biological process: Golgi to endosome transport. Lineage: Eukaryota; Metazoa; Chordata; Lepidosauria; Squamata; Phrynosomatidae.
UCUCAUGUCUUGACUGCACAUUUCCUCACUGUGGCUAUUAACAUUCAAAUUAACCCCUCCAUCAUUUCCUGAGGCAUCUCCCCAUCUUGAUUGCAGACAGCAACCAUUCCCACCCUCCUGCAACCAAAACAAUCCCUUCCCUUUCGGCAGCAUUCCCCGCUGUCGCCAGCAGGGGGAACUGGAGAGAUACCCAUAGUUAGACCCUUGUUGGAACGUACCAAUACGGGUGUGUCCUUUGUGAUUGAUUCCGAACAGCUCGGCUUAAACAGUAGAAUGUGGGCAAGGGGAGGAUGCCAUCGAUGAAUGGAAUCCCCGUUAUGAAAUAAAAUGGGUCCUAAUGAGUCUUUGGUCAGGUCGCUGCUGGGACUUCCCCGCCGCGGUUCGAAGUGGUACGUCCCACCGCUGGUCGCCGGAGGGAGGAGAGGGAAGCUGUUCCAUUCUGCGCUUGCUCCUCCCUCCGCUGUAUGCUCUCAGGGUUCUGCUGAAGGAAAGAAGGAAGGAAGGACCCUCCCAGCCUGGGACACGUCGCCGCAGCAGCAGCCAGAAGCAGCAGCCUCUGCAGUGCCUUCCAGCCUUUUUGCUCAGGUGUUUCACAAGAAGUUUUAGGCAAUGAAAAUUUAAAAUGGACCCUGAGGAGCAGGAGCUGCUUGGCGACUAUAGAUACAGAAAUUACUCUUCAGCAAUUGACAAAGCUUUGAGGAACUUUGAAUCUUCAAGUGAAUGGGCAGAUCUUAUAUCUUCUCUUGGUAAACUUAACAAGGCUCUUCAAAGUAAUUUGAAAUAUUCCCUUUUACCAAGACGCCUGAUUAUCAGCAAAAGAUUGUCUCAGUGUUUACAUCCAGCAUUACCUAGCGGAGUGCAUUUAAAAGCACUAGAAACUUAUGAAAUAAUAUUUAAAAUUAUUGGAACCAAAUGGCUUGCAAAGGACUUGUUCUUAUACAGCUCAGGCUUGUUCCCCUUGCUGGCAAAUGCAGCAAUGUCAGUGAGGCCUGUUCUUCUUGGUCUGUAUGAGAAGUAUUUUCUCCCACUUCAAAAGUCCCUCCUGCCAAGUCUUCAAGCCUUCUUAAUUGGACUUCUGCCUGGACUAGAAGAAGGGUCAGAAAUCUAUGAAAGAACAGAUGCUUUGCUUUUGAAGUUGUCUCUAGUAAUUGGCAAAGAAGUGUUUUAUUCAGCACUGUGGGGGAGUGUACUAGUUAGCCCUUCCAUAAGGCUCCCCGCAUCACUGUUUGUUGUUAAUCAUAUCAACAGAGAAUUAUCUGGAAAGCAGCAAAAUUAUUUGCUGGGCACUGAUGCAAAACUUACGAUCAAAGCUUUUUGUGUGUCAAUGCUGGAUUCCAAUGUUCUUGUACAAAGAAAUAUUUUGGAAGUGGUUCUCUUCUUCUUCCCAUUUUAUUCAUCACUGGAUCCCAGUGAAAGUGCCAUUCCACUGUCUAGAGCUGACAUAGUCCAUCUUCUCUCAGCAGCUGUCCAAACUCUCUUAAGAAGAGAUAUGUCCUUAAACAGAAGAUUAUAUGCAUGGUUACUAGGUUCUGAUAUCAAAGGAGGCAUUUUUGUACCAGAUUCAUCUGUUUCCAUGCCCUUAGAAGACCAUGCCCUCUAUUUUUUUGGAAAAUAUUCCAAAGAUCUUUUAGUUGAGGGACUGAUUGAAAUCCUGCAUCAGAAAUCUGCAGAAUCAGACUCAGAGGAACAGCAUCAUGCCUAUUUGAAACCAUUCCGCAUUCUCAUCAGCCUACUUGACAAACCUGAAAUAGGGCCACCGGUUGUUGCUGAUUUGUUUCUUGAAGUGAUCAGAGCAUUCUAUCGCUAUUGCAAGGAGACGCUGGGUUCUGAUCUUAAACUCAGUUAUAGUCAAACUGGCAAUGUCUUUGUAAGUGCAAUCAAAGAAAACAAGAAUGCAUCUGAGAUUGUUAAAACAGUUAAUCUGUUGAUCACAUCCUUAAGCACAGAUUUUCUCUGGGAUUAUAUAACCAGAUGUUUUGAAGAUUGUUUCAGAAAUACAUCAAUGCAGACACAACUUGUCGCUAAGCAUAUAGUCACUCUUGCAACAGUUUCAGAACUUUGCACACUGCUGAUAUUUCUUCUAGAUGUGAUACCGCUGGAACUUUACUCUGAAGUACAGUUUCUGUAUCUGCCACAGAUGCUCAGCUGUAUUGUACAAUCCCUUCUUGAAAACAUGGAAACUCUAAGUUUACCAGAACUCACUCAUGCCUUAAGAACAUCCUUCAAAGUGCUUAGCAAAGUCCAGAUGCCUCCUGCCUAUUUAGGUACUGAAACAGGAAGCUCAGACACUAGCCCUGUAAAAGAAGAAAAUCAGGAACUUACUGCAGAGUCCAAAGUUCUUCAGAAUGAACCUGAUGCUCCUUUUCCUCCACUCAAGUCUGAAGACAGUGGUAUAGCUCUUAGUGCUUCAUCUCCAGAACUGUCACAGUAUUUGAAAGUGCCUAGAAUAGUCCCUGAGAAAGAUGAUGUCUGGAAAAAGGGUGGCAGCAUGCAGAAAACCUUGCAGUGUAUCGAAGAAUUGGUUGCAAAGUUUGCCAGUAAAUAUAUAUUUGCAAUUCAUUUACAAGAUUCCAGUAACAGGAAUAUUUCAAUAGCACAUAUAGGACAGAGGGAGAACAAAGGAGACCAUUACCCAUCCUCUGGAAAUAAUGACAAGAAAAGACGCUCGUGGGACUCCAAGCAAAUCACUGUGCCUCAGUUUAAACAGAUGCUAUCAGACUUAUUCACUGUCAGAGGAUCACCGUUUAAGCAGAAAGGUCUGGAUCUCCCAUCUCCUUCAAAUGACCAUGGUAGGGAAAGAGGGAAAGAGGAGGAAGAAUGGGACAUUGACCAAGUUAUGCUCGACUUGGGAGACAUGAGAGAGGACUGCAGAGAGGCCUUUGCAGCUGUAUGCUACCUCUUACUGGAUUGUACUACAUUCCCUGUCUAUCUUUCUGAAGAAGAAACUGAACAACUAUAUUUGUCUCUUUUUCAAGUGCCUGGAGGCUGUGAAUCCAGUUUUCCCAUGUGGCUCAAAUCCUUGAUGACAAUAUGUUGUUGUGUAAAUGACUGCUACAUUCAAAAUGUGGCCAUCUCUGUACUACUAGAAGUAAUCAACCAUUCCCAAUCAUUAGCACUAGUUAUUGAAGACCGAAUAAAACGGUAUAAAAUUCCUGGGCAAAAUCCCUUCUUUGGAAGACUGCAAAUGGUCACAGUUCCUCCUAUUGCUCCUGGAGUUCUGAAGCUAAUUUCAGAGAAAACUGACUUCUAUCAGAGAGUUGCCCAGGUGCUUUGGGAUCAGCUAAACAACGAGAAAAGAGAGCAUCACAAUACUUGCGUAGAGCUGUUCUACCGUUUACAUUGUCUAGCUCCAUCAGCUAAUAUUUGUGAAGACAUCAUCUGCCAUGCUUUACUGGAUCAUGAUAAAGGGACAAGGCUGGAGGCACUCUUCCGAUUCUCUAUCAUGUGGCAUUUAACCAGAGAAAUCCAAGGGAGCAGAGUGACAUCCCACAAUCGGUCUUUUGAUAGGUCCCUCUUUGUUGUACUGGACAGUCUUAAUUGUUCAGAUGGCGCAAUUGGUGCUGCAGCACAGGGCUGGUUGAUACGAGCCUUGUCACUUAAUGAUGUUGCACGGAUUCUUGAGCCUGUACUUCUGCUUCUGCUUCAUCCCAGGACACAGCGUACCUCAAUCCACUGCAUCAAACAGAAGAACUCAGCAGAAGACAUGAAUCUCUGGUAUAAGAAGAAAAAAGCAUCUUUCCUGGAGUCCUUGGGAGCCUCUGGAUUACAUGAAAGCAGUUCUGAGGAAAGUUUGCCAUUGAGCCAAUUUACCACUGUGGACAGGGAAGCAAUAUGGGCAGAAGUUGAAAACGACCCUGAGAAAUAUCUGCUAAAAAAUGAAUUGUCUGUAAAUAAUCCUUCUCAGCAUGCAGAAUCUCUACAAGAGAAGGGUGAAGAGGAUAAUAGUGAACAUACAGAGUCUGCUGAUACCAGCACUGGGCCCAUUGACAGUGAUAAUACAUCGUCCUUUUCUCCUUCUCUGGACCAGCAAGACAUGAGCAGUGAGGAGAACCAUAGUGCCUCAAUCAAUGAUAAAGAAAUCUUGAAACAAGUUAGUUCAUCCAAUGUUUAUCCCCCUGACAGUUCCAGAUCCAGUACCAUGCUGAACCUGGUGCGUGCAGAUUCUGAAAAAACGCAAGCAUCAGAAUCUCUCUCAAGUGAUGAGGAGGUGGAUGUAGAGCUCCAAGCCCUUACCACAUCUAGGUUGUUAAAGCAGCAGAAGGAAAAACAGGAGAUAGUUGAGGCUUUGUUUAAGCACGUUCUCUUAUACCUGCAGCCAUAUGAUUCCAAAAGAGUCCUAUAUGCUUUUUCUGUCCUUGAGGCUGUGCUCAAAACAAACCCUAGAGAGUUUAUUGAAGCUGUAGCCACUACUAGCAUGGACACCAGCUCCACAGCUCAUCUGAACCUCAUCUACAAUCUUCUAUCUCGCCAUCAGGAAGCCCUUGUGGGACAAAGCUUCUAUGGAAAGCUUCAGACUCAGUCACCAACUGUAUGUCCUCAUUCCUUAUUAAUAGAGUUACUGACCUAUCUCUGUCUGAGUUUCCUGCGCUCUUAUUAUCCUUCUUACUUAAAGGUGACUCACAAAGAUGUGCUUGGCAAUAGGGAUGUCCAAGUUAAAAGUGUUGAGGUCUUGAUCAGGAUGAUGACACAACUGGCAACAAUGGCUAAAUCAACAGAGGGCAAGAACAUAGAAUUUAUUCGCAACUUGCUUGGAAGAUGCAAAAUUCAGGAGUUUGUCCUUCUUUCUCUAUCUGCUUCUAUGUAUGUUAGUCAGAAAUGCUAUGAACAUAUUAUGGCCAAUAAGACUAAUGGUUUAAGUGAUCACUGUGUCCUUGAAGAAAGCCUCAUAAAUUUUGGUCGUGAUCAGAUUUGGAGUGAGCACCCUUUACAGAUUGAGCUCCUUAAACUUCUGCAAGUAUUGAUAGUCUUGGAGCAUCACCUUGGGCAAACGCAGGAGGAACUUGAAAACCAGCCAGGUCUAUCGAAGGAAUGGCAAAGAGCUCUUAACUUUCAGGAGGCAAUUAGUGCUGUGCAGUAUGUACAUCCACACCCUAUAACAUCUCAAGGAUUAUUUGUCUCUGCUGUUGUCCGAGGAUUACAACCAGAGUAUGGUUAUGGCAUGCAUCCAGCUUGGGUGGGCUUGGUUGCAUAUUCCUUGCCCUACUUUGGAAAGUCUUUAGGGUGGACAGUGGCACCAUUUAUUGUUCAGAUAUGCAAGAACCUGGAUGAACUUGUCAAACAAUAUGAACAUGAAACUCAAAAGAUGCCAUCCAAAGGGUCUGCAAGCAUGCAUUGUAGAAGGGAGAACAUUACACCAGAUUAUCCUCUAACUCUUUUGGAGGGUCUAACAACUAUUGGUCAUUUUUGUCUUUUGGAUCAACCAAAUCAGACCAAAAAGUCACCUCUGAGUGCUGACCCAACAAGCCUAAGAAAUGCCAGGAAUGCCCUUCUGGAAGAACUUCCCCGCAUCAUUAAUACCAUGUCUCUCGUCUGGAAUGUCAUAAAAAAGGAAGAAUCUCAAAAAAGACCAGCUGACUUCCUUGGAACAAAAGGCUCUUCUUCAGUUUACUUUAAGGCUACCAAAACGUUAAAGAAUAAAAUUCUAGAGUUCUUGAAUCCACUCACUGGACAGCUUGGAAUGCAGCUUAUAGCUUCAGUAGCAGCAGUGUGGAACAGCAAAAAAUCGCAUAAGCAUCAAAGCAAAACAAAGAUUCCUCCUGUAGCUAGUACAUCUCAGCUUGUAGUCCUUGAUCUUGUUUGUGCUCUUAAUACUCUGAAGACUGAUACUAUAUUGCAACUAGUAAAAGAAGUUGUCAAGAAGCCAUCCCAGAUCAAAGGGGAAGAGAAGGCUACCCUAGUGGAUAUCCCAGUGCUCCAGUUCUGCUAUGCCUUCAUACAAAGUCUUUCUGCCUCAGCCUUGCAAGAAAACUUCCAGUCAUUGUUAGGAGUGUUGAAGGAAUCUGUGCAACUGAAUUUGGCACCACCUGGAUAUUUUUUGCUUCUUAGUACCCUGAAUGAUUUUGUGACCAGAACGCCAAACCAAGAAAAUAAGAAGGAUCAGAAAGACCUGCAGGAGGUGACCCAGAAAAUAUUGGAAGCUGUGGGUAAUGUUGCUGGUUCCUCCUUAGAACAAACUAGCUGGCUGAGCAGGAAUCUGGAGGUGAAAGCCCAACCUCAAGUCUCUUUAGAGGAAUUCAGUGUUGAAGAUGAUUUGUGUGAUACCUCAGCAAUACCUUCUUCAAUGGUUUCUGCAUCUGCUCCAUCAGUCUACAGUGUUCAAGCCCUCUCUCUUCUUGCAGAGGUUCUUGCUUCUCUCUUGGAUAUGGUUUAUCGAAGUGAUGAAAAGGAGAAAGCAGUGCCUUUAAUCUCACGUUUGCUGUAUUAUGUAUUUCCUUACUUACGCAAUCACAGUGCCUAUAACCUUCCAAGCUUCCGUGCUAGUACUCUUCUGCUCAGUUCUCUAAGUGGCUAUGCCUAUACCAAACGUGCAUGGAAGAAAGAUGUUCUGGAACUAUAUAUGGACCCAGCUUUUUUCCAGAUGGACACUUCAUGCAUUCACUGGCGAGCCAUUAUUGAUCAUCUUCUUACUCAUGAGAAAACUAUGUUUAAAGAUUUGAUGAAUAUGCAGAGCAGCUCCUUAAAACUUUUCCCAAGUUUUGAGCAAAAGGCAAUGUUGUUAAAACGUCAGGCUUUUGCCAUUUUCAGUGGAGAAAUUGAUCAAUAUCAUCUUUACCUUCCUUUAAUACAAGAGCGAUUGACUGACAACCUGCGCGUUGGACAGACGUCCAUAGUAGCUGCACAGAUGUUCCUGUUUUUCAGAGUUCUAUUGCUAAGAAUUUCCCCCCAGCACCUAACCUCACUAUGGCCUAUCAUGGUGACAGAACUGAUUCAAACAUUUAUACAACUAGAAGAAGAGUUAGCUGAGGAAGAAGAACCAUCAAAAAACAAUAGUAAAAUUAGCAAACAGAAAGCAUCAUCAGAUGGCAGCAGUCUCCUACUUGGUGAUAUACAGCAGAAUGAAUUGAACUUGUAUUUAUCAGCUUGUAAAUUCUUAGACACGGCACUUUCUUUUCCACCUGAUAAGAUGCAGUUAUUUCAAAUGUAUAGAUGGGCAUUUGUCCCAGAGGUAGACACACAGGUUUACAGCAUGUCUCCAGAUCUAAUGGAAAAUCAACAGGAAUGCAAACCACAUACUGUUAGAAUUAUGGAUUUAUUGAAGCUAAAAUAUGGGGAACAAAAUACCAAUGAGAGAACAACAAAAAACUACACCUUUCCUCUCUUGGACCUUCAUUCCAUAUCAAAUAUUACACAGUUAAUGCCAUUCUUCAAGAUACUAGGCUGUGCUUUUAAAUCUGAAAGCAAUAAUUCACUAAGUAUAAAUAACUCAAAGUCUCUCAAACUGGACUGCCCUGUUGGCAGUGGCACAAGGACCCUGAGGCUGCUGGAAGAGUGUGUGGAACAUGAUUUUAUAGAAAAUAUGGAAAGUUAAUGUACUUCAAAAGAGUUCCAUUACUUGAAGCUUUUAGCUGUUAUACAACUACUUUCCUGAAAGGAUGUAAAUACAAGGAUGAAAUGUUUCUAAGGCUGUGUCUGCAGUGCAGAAAUAAUCCAGUUUUGCACCAAUUUAACUGCCAUGGCUCAAUGCUAUAGAAUUCUGGGAAUUGUAAUUUUGUGAUAUAUUUAACAUUCUCUGUCAGAGAGCUCUGGUGCCACAACAUACUACAGUUCCCAAAAAGCUAUUGCAUUGAGUCAUGGCAGUUAAGGUGGUGUGGAACUGGAUUAUUGCUACAGCACAGAUGCAACCAAAAUUUAGAAUUCAUCUCAUUUUUGUGUUUGUUUUUUCCUACCUUUGUGGUCUACAGUUCUGUAGCUUAGUGACAUGUUGCCCUUAUAUUUUGUGGGAACAUAUUACAGAUACAUAUUUCUUAAAAUGAAGGACUUUUUACUUUGAAAACAAAGACAUUCUUCUAAAGCUAUUUUAGUUCUUUCUGUAAACAACUUCACUGUAGUACGUUAGCAUUAGAAAGAGAAUUAGCAUGUGAUUCAUAUUUCCUCCUGACAAUUUAUUCUUCUAGUGAAACAUUUGUAUGACUCUUCCGACAUAACUUUAACUAUCUUAGACUGAAAGCCUAAGUUUACUUACUAGCACAUAGGCCUCACUGAACUAAACAGGACUCCCUAGUAAAUAUCCUUAGGCAUGGGCUUUAACCAUGUAUAUUUGUCAUUAAAUAUUCGAAAAUUAAGAAGGCAACUUCUUAUGUGGAUAUUUAUUAGACUAGUUUUAAACUCAUGAUUGCCUUUUUCUGGUUGAUCAAUUGGUACUUAAUUGUUGUAGGCCUAUAAGAAUUUUUAAAGAAUAUGGUGCAUAACAACUGUACAGUUGUAUGUAUACAUAUAAUAUGCUGCAUUAGAAGUACUUAAUUUUCUAAGCAAUUUACAAUUUUGUGCUGGAGCAUCUGUGCAGAUAUGUAUAUUUACUCAAAGUAUUACAUAAGAAUUAUGACAGCUCUUUAUAUUGUGAUUUAAUUUAGAAAGGAACUUGAUUCCAGCCCCUUAUUUACUAAAAAAAAUCUAUAAUGCAUGAGUGCAACCCAAGAGUAUAUUGGUUAAAAGGGUCCUAUGCCAAUAGCUACAAAGGGAGACAAAUGGAAAGAAAACAAAAAGGUCUAUAUGAAACAUAAUGAUUAGCCCUGGUCUUUCAGUGUGUUGAAUAUUAUAUUUUACUAUUUUUAUAUGCUCUUGUAAAGAAUAGUAUUUCUUUAGCAUGUCUGUCUUUUCUCAGCACCCUGCUCCAGUACUGAGUACUUCAUAUAGAUCAAGCAUCCUUCACUAAAAAAUUAUCACUAUCGAGCCAAACAUGAACUCUUGAUUUAGUGGGAAACUAGGGCAUCUGCUUAAAUUUCUAUUGACAUCAGUGGAGCUUUCCUUGGGUAUAGAUUAGGCUGGAUUGUGCCCAAGGUUUUUGUGCAAUACUCUUGCAGCAAAAUGUGCAUUCAGAUAUUUAAUGCGGAGGGUUUUUAUUUCACCACUGUUACUACCUUUUGUAAGUACCCUCCAGUAUCACAGACACUUGUGUAAGGUGCAAAGCUCUUUGACAUCCUGAAAAGAUUUAUUCCAGGGUUUAAUAUAGGUGAUUUAUUUGUGUACCUUUUAUUUACCUACAAACGAAUAGGUAUUCCAUAUUCAUUUUGAUAUUGGUGAAAUGUGGAACACAUAAUACAGGCUUUAUUGCAAUUAUGUUAAAAUAACUAAAUGAAGCAUUGUUCACUUGUUGAUAAUUUUGUAGACUGAUGGAACUAAGUUUAUAAACUAAACUGUAUUUUUCAUUAUGAAUGUGAAAUUCAGCUCUUCUGAAUGUAAAUUGUUUCACAAGUUACUUUGAUCACUGAUGUGAAGGUGUAGUAUCUAUUAUAAAGCAGUAAAUGCUGCUCAGUGUUGUGAAUUCCUUAUUUAGAAUCCUAAAUAAUUUCAAAGUGCAAACAAAUGUUGUUAAUGCUCAGGGAAACAGGAUACUUGUCAUCAAUGCCAGUUUUGACAAGAACUCUCUCUUGCUCUAUUUGGCUCUGUCAGUACUGCUGAGGUACAACUACUAUCUGACAUUUCACCAUGCAGUUAACUAUAGAGUUCCAUUUUAAUCAGAAGGGAGAAACUUAGCAUUAUUUUAGCAAUUUAAUUUUCCAUUCCGUUUUAUAUCCACCUCUUUCUUAUUCAUUUUCUCUUCUAUUUCUUCCAUUGCCUUUGAAAUUAUCCUAUCCUUAAUGUCAAUUUAUGUUUUCUGACAUAUUUUGUUUUACUAAAAUAGAUCAACCACUUUAUCAAAAGUGCUGUCUGAGGGGGAUCGCUUUCACAUAUUUAGAUCCCUGUCCAACUUGACAGAGUUCCCAUGCCUGUGUUUCCACAAGGUUACUUAUUCCGUAACAUUGGCCUGUUACAGACUGCCAAAAUAAAGCUGCUUCGGGUCUCUUUGGAGGUAUGCUGUUUAAAUGAUGCAU